AUGAUAGACCGCGCUCCUCUGAAUUAUUUCACCUGCACGCUGGGCGAGGCAGCCGAGGCCAACAACUCUCGAUCCUCAGACAACGUCCGGACCGUGAACGAACUGCUGGAGAGCCAGGCGAGGAAGCACCCCGACUUGCCAGCGGCAGGAUUCCCCGUACCGUCAGCAGAGGGGCACGACUGGGGGCGUGAGAUAUUCACAUUCCAAGACCUCCUCCGGGGGUCGCUGGAAGUAGCGAGUCACCUAGGUCCAGCUCACGAGGACGAAACGUGGGCGCGCACGGGGGAUGGAGAAUGCGUUGCGCUGCUCUGUCACAGCUCGAUCGACUUUCUGUUUGCCUGGCUGGGGCUUAUGCGGGCGGGAUUUCCAGUCCUGCUGAUCGCUCCUCAGUGCAGCCCUGAAGCGAUUGGGGCAUUAUGCAAGUCGUGCAAAGUUUCCCGGCUGUACCACGACACGGUACAUUCCAAAGCCGCGUCCGCUGCGGCAAAGCUUGGCUCAGCGCUGCGGCCCAUCUUGUUAUACUGGCAGGAAGGGACGCAGCCCGAGAGCCGCAUCUGCGAUCUAGUGAGAGAUACACGAGUACGAGUACGUGCCGAUCAGGUUCUGGGGCCGAAACCCUCGGCUGAGGAUGUAGCAUACAUUCACCACUCGUCCGGAACGUCGACAGGGCUGCCGAAGCCCAUCCCGCAAUCGAACUCGGGCGCCGUGGGGGUUCUACCGAGUCUCGAGGGGCAGGAUGCGGCCACUUUCACUACGACGCCUCUGUACCAUGGGGGUAUCGCGGACUGCUUUCGGGCGUGGAAAAGUAACGCCCUGAUAUGGCUCUUCCCUGGUGCCGACGUCCCCAUCACAUCAAAGACGAUCCUUUCGUGCUUGUCCAUCGCUGCGCGAGCAACCGCCGUUGACAGCUCGCCGUCGGUGAAAUACUUUUCGAGCGUCCCAUACGUCCUCAAGAUGCUCGCGGAGAGCCCAGCCGGGCUCUCAGCUCUCCAAAGCAUGGAGAUAGUAGGCGUAGGAGGCGCAGCCCUUCCCCGAGAAGUUGGCGACACCCUAGUGGCAAAGGGAAUCCACCUGACCUCGCGUUUCGGAAGCGCCGAGUGUGGAUUCCUGCUCUCGUCUCAUCGCGCGUAUUCAUCUGAUACAGAGUGGCAAUACUUGAGAGCACCACCGCGAAGUCCGCUACGCUUCGAGGAUCAAGGCGAUGGGUCUGGCUUAUCUGAGCUGGUCGUCCUGCCCAGUUGGCCACACAUGGCGAAACGUAACAGAGGUGAUGGUAGCUACGCUACCAGCGACCUCUUUGAGCCGCAUCAAACCAUAGCGGAUGCCUGGAGAUAUCACAGUCGGAGCGACAGUCAGAUCACGCUGCUUACGGGGAAGAAGUUCGACCCUGCGCCUCUGGAGGACGCAAUCAGAGCCACUUCCGCGGUCGUGCGGGAUGUGUUGAUCUUUGGAAACGACAGGCAGAUGCCUGGCGUCCUGAUCUUUCCUCGCUCCGAGAACGACGGCCUUACGGCUGAUGAAUUGGCAGACGAGAUCUGGAGGAGCAUCGAGAAAGUGAACUCGGACGGACCGAGCCAUUCUCGCAUAGCUCGGGACAUGGUGGUCGUAAUGGCAGGCACGCACCAACCUCUUGAGCGGAGCAGCAAAGGCACUUUGCUGCGGAAUCAGGCGGAGAAGACGUAUGCCAUGGACAUUGAGAACGCGUACCGGGUGGAUGGCCACGAGGUGGUAAGCAAGGAGGCGCAGCAUGACGGCUCUGACGAAAGUGCGAGUGCGGAAUCGAUCGUGAGGGGUGGGAUUUUAGAGGUCAUGGGAAGUCAAGUCAGUAUUGCAGAUGAGGCGGACUUUUAUCAACAUGGAGUGGACUCUACGAGAGCUACACAGAUAAGAUCACUUCUUCAAAAGCGAGUUGGACGAUCUUUACCGUGGAACGUUGUAUAUGAUUGUGGUAAUAUCGUGAAGCUUAUCGAGUACAUUCAAAAGAUCCAAAACGGCUGGGACCCAGUGGACGAUGGCCAAGAGGCGGAAAUGGUGAAGGCACUUGUUGAAAAGUACUCCCGAUUUCAAGUCCAAUCACCAGUAAAGCCCCCAACGAGGCGUGGUGUCUGCAACAAGCGAGUUGUGAUUUUGACUGGAUCAACAGGGAGCCUGGGGUGCCAUAUUCUGGAGAUCCUGAGGAACAGCCCCGAUAUAUCGCGUAUCAUCUGCCUCGUCAGGGCCGAAGACGAUGCCAGCGCUGCCAAGCGAGUGUCGAGCAGUUUGGUUCAACGACGAAAGUUACCAUUGUCGCCUGAAGACCUGGAACAUCGAAUCUGGUGUGUGCCUUUCCAGCUGCAGCAGCCGGACUUGGGUCUCGCUGCCAAAACAACUGAGCAGAUCAGAAACACCGCAUCGCAUUUCAUCCACGCCGCCUGGGCAGUGAACUUCUCGCUCCCGCUCAAGUCUUUCGUCGGCGAACACAUCCGCGGCCUCCACACCCUGCUCAACCUCGCCGCCUCGUGCGCGAACCUGCGCCGAUUCGCCUUCUGCUCCAGCACGGCCAGCGUCCUGGGCCAAGCCACCGCGCAAGACCUGCAGCAGCUGCGCUCCUCCUCCAUCCCGGAGGAGAUCUGCACGACGCCCCCGCCCACCGCCGCUCUCGGCUACUCGAAGAGCAAGUGGGUCGCCGAAGCCAUCUGCGCGCAGUACGCCGCCCGUGGUCGGACGACGUCGACGCCCCAGCCGCUGCUGCCGGGCAAGAUCCAGGUCCUGCGCGUCGGCCAGCUGACGGGCGAUACGGCGCACGGGGUGUGGAACCGCGCCGAGGCGUGGCCGCUGAUGCUCGCGGCGGCGGCGCAGAUGGGCUGUCUCUUUCCCAUGCUGGACGGCGUGGAGCUGGACUGGCUGCCUGUGGACGUGGCGGCGCGGGCGGUGGUGGAGAUAGCGCUUCAUCACGACGCCGAUGGUGACGACGACAGCAACAGCGAGGACGAUAGCAGAAAUGGUAUAGUCUACCACCUCCUCAACCCCUCCACGCCACCAAGCACGUGGACCGAUCUCCUGGCCUGGCUCCGCGAGACCGUCCCUCCGCCGUUCCACGUCGUGAGUGCAAUUGACUGGCUCGAUGCCUUGGAGAAGAUGGAUGCAAGCACUACUCCAGCGCAGAGCCUGCUAGGGCUGUGGCGAGCCGCGUACGGUGGCUCUGGCUCUGGCUCUCCCGCAGCGAGGGAACCGGUGCGAUUCGAGACGGGGCGGGCGCGGGCGGAGAGCGCGGCCUUGAGGGAGGUUGGGCCCGUGGAUGGGGUUCUGGUGGGGAAGAUCUGGCGGUGGCUUGUUGAAGUUUGA
This is a messenger RNA of Drepanopeziza brunnea f. sp. 'multigermtubi' MB_m1, 3324 nucleotides long. RefSeq lists its product as uncharacterized. The record is from RefSeq and is a predicted model, not a curated record. NCBI's taxonomy places the organism in Eukaryota, Fungi, Ascomycota, Leotiomycetes, Helotiales, Drepanopezizaceae.